AGUGGGGCAGCCAUGGAGCUGCUGACUGGGACUGACCUGUGGCCUGUGGCCAUAUUCACAGUCAUCUUCAUAUUACUGGUGGACCUGUUGCACCGGCGCCAGCGCUGGACUUCUCGCUACCCACCGGGCCCUGUGCCAUGGCCUGUGCUGGGUAACCUGCUGCAGGUGGACCUGGAUAACAUGCCAUACAGCUUUUACAAGGUUGUGAAGAUGUUCCCAAUUGUCCUGCGCAUCCCAGGGUUGGCUGAUAAAAUCUUCCCUGGGCAAAAGACAUUUCUCACCAUGGUGGAUAAGCUGGUGACUGAGCACAAGAGGACCUGGGACCCUGACCAGCCACCUCGUGACCUGACUGAUGCCUUUAUGGCUGAGAUGGAGACGGCAAAGGGGAACCCUGAGAGUAGCUUCAAUGAAGCAAAUCUACGUCUGGUUGUCCUUGACCUGUUUGGUGGUGGGAUUGUGACCACUUCAGCUACUCUGACCUGGGCCCUGCUACUCAUGAUUCUGCAUCCAGAUGUGCAGCGCCGAGUGCAAGAGGAAAUCGACGAGGUCAUAGGGCAGGCACGGCGUCCAGAGAUGGCAGACCAGGCCCGCAUGCCCUACACCAAUGCUGUCAUUCAUGAGGUGCAGCGCUUUGCUGACAUCGCCCCAAUGACUUUGCCACACAGGACUUCUUGUGACAUUGAAGUGCAGGGCUUCCUUAUCCCUAAGGGGACAACCCUCAUCUGCAACCUGUCCUCCGUGCUGAAGGAUGAGACUGUCUGGGAGAAGCCCCUCCGCUUCUAUCCUGAACACUUCCUGGAUGCCCAGGGCCACUUUGUGAAGCCUGAGGCCUUCAUGCCAUUCUCAGCAGGCCGUCGAGCAUGUCUGGGUGAGCCCCUGGUCCGCAUGGAGCUCUUCCUCUUCUUCACCUGCCUCCUGCAGCGCUUUAGCUUCUCAGUACCGGAUGGACAGCCCCUUCCCAGUGAUUAUGGCAUCUACUCAAUGGUAGUUAGUCCAGCACCCUACCAGCUCUGUGCAGUGGUUCGCUAGAAGGGUCAGUGGUUCCAGUCUUCUCCCCAGUUUGGGCUUAUUGAUGUCCAAUAAACAAGUUCUGUGUCUGCAA
This is a messenger RNA of Mus musculus (house mouse), 1102 nucleotides long. RefSeq names its product cytochrome P450, family 2, subfamily d, polypeptide 40 (gene Cyp2d40). Gene Ontology annotation, molecular function: oxidoreductase activity, acting on paired donors, with incorporation or reduction of molecular oxygen; iron ion binding; monooxygenase activity. The transcript is spliced from 6 exons. The coding region runs from base 13 to 1029 and encodes 338 amino acids. Lineage: Eukaryota; Metazoa; Chordata; Mammalia; Rodentia; Muridae. The record is from RefSeq and is marked provisional. Gene Ontology annotation, cellular component: endoplasmic reticulum membrane.